Molecule: messenger RNA, 3111 nt
Organism: Dreissena polymorpha
Lineage: Eukaryota; Metazoa; Mollusca; Bivalvia; Myida; Dreissenidae
Product: major facilitator superfamily domain-containing protein 1-like
Exons: 13
Coding region: 63-1475 (470 amino acids)
Biological process (GO): transmembrane transport
Cellular component (GO): lysosome
Molecular function (GO): transmembrane transporter activity
Source: RefSeq, a predicted model, not a curated record
UCGUGACUGUCACGUGAUGAAGUCAGCUGAAGCGGAGUAACAAAAAAAUAAGGAAAACAAAAAUGUCAACUAAAGACACAGAGAAAACUCCGCUGAUCAAAACGUAUGACGAACCCGAAGUGGAGCUCGCGGGGUGUGGGGCGACGCUACCAUGCAACCCAAAACGAGGGCUUCAUCGAUAUCUUAUCCUCAUUAUUAUGUGCUUCCUAAGUUUUGGGAGCUACUUUUGUUACGACAACCCUGCAGCCCUACAGGAUAACAUGACACGAGACCUGAGUAUCUCAGUGAGCCAGUUCAUGGGGUUCUACGCCUGGUACUCGUGGCCCAAUGUGAUCCUCUGCUUCUUUGGAGGCUUCCUCAUUGACCGGGUCAUGGGUGUGCGACUGGGAGCUGUCAUCUUCAGCUUGUUUGUGACUGCUGGACAGGUUGUUUUUGCACUAGGAUCCUUUGCGAACAAGUACUGGCUGAUGUGUGCUGGGAGAUUUAUAUUUGGAAUUGGCGGUGAGUCCCUCGCAGUGGCACAGAACACGUAUGCUGUGAAAUGGUUUCAAGGGAGGGAACUCAACAUGGUGUUUGGACUGCAGCUGAGCUUUUCUAGAGUGGGUAGCACUGUGAAUAUGAAUGUAAUGCAGCCUCUGUACACCUUCAUAGAGAAGUGGUCUACAGGAUACAAGUGCCUGGGAAUUGCACUGCUUGUUGGUGCUGUGAUGUGUAUCCUGUCACUGUUGUGUGCCCUGGCACUGGGUUACUUUGACAAGAGAGCUGACCGGGUCUUAAAGAGAGCCAAGAUUUCAACUGAUGAGAUGAUACGUAUCAGGGACGUGAAAGACUUUGGCUUCAAGUUUUGGCUGCUCUGCGUCAUAUGUGUGGCGUACUAUGUGGCAGUGUUCCCUUUCAUUGGGUUGGGACUUGUCUUCUUUGAGAUGAAGUGGGGUCUUGAACCUGGUACAGCCAACACUGUGAACAGUUUGGUGUACAUCAUAUCAGCAAUUGCCUCCCCUUUGUUUGGGUUCCUCAUUGACAAGAUUGGCAAGAACGUGUUUUGGGUGAUACUGGGUAUCACUGUGACCAUCGGGUGUCAUGCCCUCAUGGCCUUUACAUUUGCCUCACCGUUUGUAGCUAUGUCCAUCCUAGGUCUAGCAUACUCCGUGCUGGCCAGUGCCCUGUGGCCCAUGGCCUCCAUGGUGGUAAAACAACACCAGCUGGGAACCGCAUACGGCAUAAUGCAGGCCAUACAGAACCUUGGUCUGGCCACGAUAGCCAUCGCCGCGGGCAGCAUAGUGGACACCAAGGGAUACCUCAUACUAGAAGUGUUCUUCCUAGCCUGGCUGUGCAUUGCGCUGAUAGCUGCGGUGCUGCUGUACCUGAUAGAUGAGGCUCAGGGAGGGGUACUGAACAAGUCAGCAAAACAGAGGAGAAAGGAACGGGAAAUUCUGGAAGAGGAGCAGAAGAGAGAAAAAGAGGCCAUUAACUAAGUGAUGGGGGUCACAAGUAGGCGAUCACAUUCCGAUGUAAUCACUAACAAUCGGUCAGGUCCUGAUGAAAAGACGUGCUUAGAAAGAGACACUGGCAUUGAAAAGGAGACACCUUUAAUUAUUUGUGUAACUUCUCAGGUUCAAAUACUCAAACUUUACUUUUGGUAAGGGACAUUUUAACUGAUUUCAUACAAUACUGCAUGAUUACAGGUUUUGUUGUUUUGAAUUGUGUAUAACUUUUUUUACUGAUAAAACUGAGGACGUGCGACCGGUGCCAUUUACUUCUCAACAUUUUGAAAUAGUUAUUUUGUUUAUGAGGCUACUGUUUAUUAGGAAAUUACUUAUUUUUUCGUCUUUUAAAUACCUCUUGUUCUGGAUUGUGUUAUAAUGAACAAUGUAUGUAUACUUUUAUUAUUAUAGAAAGGUUAUAUUAAAUAUUUUUCCCUGUCUCAUGUUUGAGUUUUCUUCUUUUUGUUUUUCAUUAAUUUUACGUAAAUAAUUAAAGCAAUCUGUUUUAUUAAGGUCAAAUUUUUCUUCUAUGGAACUUGUUUAUUGGUAGUAGGGUUGUUUUGGUCGUUUUGUUAAUUUUGAUUUAUUUUAGGACUAUUGUUUAUACAAUUCACUUAUUCAUGGUUUACAUAAUGACAAGUCUGUAUGCCUUAUGUGCUUCAAACUUGUUCACAUCAUGUUUGCUUAAUGUUAAGCUAUGUGAAUAAAAAAAGAAAACACCAAAAUAAGGGAUCAUUUGUAGAAUCGAUGGUUUAUUUUAGUCCUUGAGUUAAUCCUACAUUGUAUUUGCAUGCACUGGUCUCUGCUUUGUUGGAAGUUUGGAAUUGCUAAGAUUGGUUUACAUUUUAAUUUUGUAAAAACAUAUCUUGCUAUUUAACAUAUGAAAUCAUAUUUAAUAUCAAGAUUUUGUGCCCAAAAAAACUAAACUUGCUAUCUGUGUGAAUGUAAUAAUGUACACAAUUAAAAAAAAAUGUUUUUAAUCAUGGCAAUAAAAUUGCUGUGUAUUAAUAUAUGAAUCACACUAACAGGUUCUAUUCUAGUUCUCUAAAAGACUUCACAUAGCAAUCAUAACAGUGUUGAACAGUCGUUGCAACUAACAAUCUAUCAGCAAAACCUCAUUGGAUGUAGUUUGUUUCAGUUAAUUUUUUGGAAAUAUAACUCUCAAAUAAACAUGUAUUUUUAAAACUAAAAUAAAUGUGUGUUUAUUGCUUAUGUUUUGUUGUAUGAAUAAUAUAAUAAAGUUAGUACUCAAUUUCAUUAUUAUAGAAGCAUGAACUAGAUAAAUGUGUUUAUUAUAGAUAAGUAUAUACAUAUGUAUAUACUUAUCUAUAUAUAUAUGUAAAAAAAAAAUCAGAUGAAUGAAGGGAAAUAUUUAUGUACGACAUUCCUGAAACUUUAUGCUCCCACAUAGCAUAUGAGAAUUUUGAAUACUGGUUACCAAUGCAUUUUUUACAGUAACUUCUUGUAUAUAUUGUUUUCUUCCGCUGUAAAAUUUAUGUUAUAUACAUGUUAUUCAUAAUGUAUUAACAUAGGCAGUUCACAGCUAGAAUAUUUUAUUAAUUAUUUAGUAACAAUGCAAAAAGUUCUAUAAUUUUAUAUGAAUUAUUUAAUAAAAGUACAAAAGGUC